GUGUUGCGAACGCCCCGGCGAGCAGCAGACGUAGCGCUUUACGCCGGGCGACGCGCGGCGCGCCGUCAAAAGCACGUAACGCGCGGCGCACGACUCGUCAGUCAGUGUGUCGGCUAACGGCGGUACGGGAACACACCACGCACCACGCCGACGCUCAAGCGGAAAAUCGUGUUCGUCCGUCGGUUCGUCGUGCCCGGCCGUCCCGCCCGUCCGUCCAUCGUCAGUCUGCCCGUUCGUCCACACGGCUAGCUCGCUCAAACGCUCGUCCGUCCGCCCGUCCACCAUCCAAACAUCCCGAUCGGGCGACGCACGUUCCGGCCACACCAAUAACCGGCCACCGGCGGCCACGGCGGGUGGUGUCGACGGCCGCCGGGCCGGUUGUCGUCGUAAAAGUGGAGGCGGCGGAGGCGGAGGCUGUGGUGGUGGUAGUGCCGGAGGCAGUGUUGAGGCGGGUGAAUCGCUCGUGACGCGGCGCCCCCCGGCCGGUUGCAGGGCGGCGCACCAUGCGACGCGAUGCGGUCCGCCAGCUCCGAACUGUUGCUGGACACCAAGCAGCAGCAGCUCCGCAAGAAGAAGCUGCUGGAAUUAGCGGCGGCCAAGAAGCAGAAGCGUGGCGUGCCCCGGACCCUCCGCGAGAAGGUGUGGUUCUACUCGACUCUGUCGUUCGCCAUGAUCGCCGUCGGAUCUGGCUCAGCGCUGCUGUUCCUGGUGCCGCUGUACGUGGACCCGGCCGUGUCAACGCUGCUGGCCGACUUCGUGCCGGAACCGGUGCAGUGCACCACGGUGCGCCGCGAACAGCUGGCCGGCCUGUACAACUGCACGUGGAGCUCGUGCCGGGAGGGUUGCACCAGCGACGUAUACAACUGCAGUCACAUUUACGUGGCGUACAGGACGUCCGCCGAUGGAGUCAGUGGCGUCGGUGGCGGUGGCGGUGGCAUACAAGUGGCGUCGGGUCGCGGCGGCGAUGUGAUCGUGCCCGAGGCCGUGCUGCUGGUCAACAUCAAGGGCUGCGGUUACCCGCCGGCCGUAGCUUGUUCCAAUUUCACCAAGGCGUACGGCGUACCGGGCGCCACAUUCCCGUGCCACUAUUCCCGGCAGAACCACACGCUGGCCGUGGUCGGCUACGACAAGCGGCAGCAGUACGCCGACAUCGUCCACUACUUUGCCGUCCCGUUCGCCGUGUGCGUGGUCACGUCCAUCGUGCUAUGCGUCAUGCACUGCGACUGUCAGCAGGCCACGGCCGCAGCGGCAGGACAACAAGCACUGCCGGAGACGUCCAGGAGUUCCGCCGGACACUCACACACGGAAGGCUACAGCGAUCACUCGAUAAGUACCCGGGUAGAACGGCUGGACGAAGCAAUAAUGGAAGCAUCCAGAGCGCUGCAGGGCGAACCGAGCGGAUUAUGACAAUACUCGGAGACGAGCUGCUGAGUACGUGUAAUUCGGCGCAAACUGCAUAAUAUACAACACAUAAUAAUAAUUACAAUACGACAUGAUAUUAUAAUAUUGUAUACACUAUAUACUUAUUAUUGUUCUUGUUAUUAUUAUUAUUAUUAUUAUUUAUUACAAUAUUGAAAUAUUGUUGUUAUAUUGUUAUACCGCUAAAUUGUCAUCCAGCGAUGUGGCUCUGCCGCGAGACGAGCAGACUUCCACGUACGAGCUCGUCAAAUACGUCGCGUCACGUACAAACCACUCGAGUUAAGUCUUCGGUUCGAAUCGAGACACUGCAGUCAUUAUUAUAUAUUACAUAUUAUUAUAGUACACGUGUACACGCAUAUUUAUGAAAUAUAUUAUUAUAAUAUGUGUUUUAAAGUGUACGUUAGCAAAAAAAAUGUGUACAGUUAUAUUAUUACGAGUUGUUAAGUUUUCAUUUUUGAAACGCAGUAAAAUUAUAUAAUAUUAAACAAUAAGAAUUAUUGAGUAUUGAUUUAGAUAUAUUAUAAUAUGCGAAUGCAAUACUAUUAUUAUUAUUAUUAUUAUUAUUUUUAUUAUUAUUACUAUUGAUAUUAUAAUAUGUAUAAUAAUAACAUAAAAUUGUACAUGUGAACAAUACGUCAUUUGAGCUUGCAUAUUUUGUACAAUAAUAUUAUUAAUAAUAUAUAUUAUAUAUAUUAUUAUAUAUUAUAUAACGCACAUUUUAACGAAUAAAAGAAAGUAUAG
This is a messenger RNA of Metopolophium dirhodum (rose-grain aphid), 2160 nucleotides long. It is a transcript of the gene Teh1, whose product is annotated as protein tipE. NCBI's taxonomy places the organism in Eukaryota, Metazoa, Arthropoda, Insecta, Hemiptera, Aphididae. The record is from RefSeq and is a predicted model, not a curated record. Gene Ontology annotation, biological process: regulation of sodium ion transport. Gene Ontology annotation, molecular function: sodium channel regulator activity. The transcript is spliced from 2 exons. The coding region runs from base 514 to 1407 and encodes 297 amino acids.